CCGCAAUCUCGCGACAUGAGACUUGUGACGUCGGGAUUAGCUGUCGGGCAGGAAGCGAGGAUCUUGAUAUUAACGGGGUUGCGGGACGAUUAACCAGCGAUCUGGGGUUUGCGGGCUUUGUUAGGAAAACCGGAACUGUCCCGCGAAAAGCGGGACUAUUAGACGGGCAUGCCAGACAUGGUUAUAUAUCCUUACAUCUUGGUAGCUGGAAACAAAGCUAUGUCAGGAUAACCUUUGCAGAUUUAGGGAGGACAAUUGCGUAAGUCAUGCAGUCUUCAGGCCACAGAUUCCGUGAUGUAGAGCACCACCCUCUUCUCAAUGAAAGUGACGGAUAUGACUCCACCCCUUCCGAGGGUGAGCUCGCUGACAAAGCUUGGUUUAUACGGGAUGGAUGUGGCAUGGUCUGUGCUGUGAUCACCUGGCUACUAGUCGUCUAUGCAGACUUUGUGGUGACUUUUGUUAUGCUGCUGCCUUCAAAAGACUUCUGGUAUUCUGUCAUCAAUGGAACACUUUUUAACUGCUUGGCUGUACUUGCUUUGACAUCUCACCUGAGGACAAUGCUAACGGACCCGGGGGCUGUUCCCAAGGGUAAUGCCACUAAAGAAUACAUGGAAAGUUUGCAGUUGAAACCAGGAGAAGUAAUAUAUAAAUGUCCAAAAUGUUGCAGUAUCAAACCAGAACGUGCCCACCACUGCAGCAUUUGCAAGAGAUGUAUACGUAAGAUGGAUCACCAUUGUCCGUGGGUGAACAACUGCGUGGGAGAAAAGAAUCAGAGGUUUUUCGUGCUUUUUACAAUGUAUAUAGCUCUGAUCUCAACGUAUGCCCUAAUUUUGUGUGGGUUGCAGCUUUUCACUUGUGUCAAAGGACAAUGGACAGCAUGCAGCAGCUUCUCUCCCCCCGUUACUGUAAUCCUGAUGAUCUUCCUGUGUCUUGAGGGACUUCUUUUUCUUACAUUUACAGCAGUUAUGUUUGGUACUCAGAUCCAUUCAAUUUGCAACGAUGAAACGGAAAUUGAACGUCUUAAAAGUGAGAAGCCAACAUGGGAGAGGAGGUUGCGGUGGGAUGGCAUGAGGUCGGUUUUUGGGGGGCAGCCAUCUUUCCUGUGGAUUAAUCCUUUCGCAGGUUUGCAAGUCAGACGCUUCCUGAGAGCAAGGAAAGGGGGUACAGAGUUCUCAGUCUGAACUGUCUUCUUGUUCCACUGGAAUUAUCCCAACUUUAUUUAUUUUAUGUAAGGAAAAUCACUCCUGCUAUCAACAGGGUCACAGCUAAAGAGAUGAAAAAAAAUUGGAAGUAUUUCCUUCCGCAAAGAUUUUUUUUUAGCAGUAUAUUUAACAUGGCCUGCAUGAACAAGGAAUUAAAAUGAAGUCUGUUCUAAAUCUAAUGUAUAAUUAUACAGGGUUUUGUUUUUUUUUGCAAAAGUCAACCUCAACAAUUUUUUUUUUUUUAAUCAAGACAUUUUAUUCAUCAUUUUUUUUUUCUUGCUUUAAAUUUGGAUGACAAGCUCAAUGACUUGUGUGAAUCAUGAAUUUACGUUUCAAUGCUGUAUAGCGGAACUUUGUUUUUCCACUUUUCUCUACUGUAUUAUUAGAAGAUCUGAUUUUCUUGAUGCUGGACAAAGAUAAAAACCUUGAACACCCCAACUGUGCAAUAUAAGUCUGUAAGCGUCGGCAUGCAGAUAGCAGAGGUCGGCUGUGGAGUGAGCAUGCAGGUUUCAAAAUGGCAGUAAUAAGGCAUUUCCUCAUUGUAUCCAUAACGUCUCUACGCUGCCUAUAGAUAGCUUUUUCUAUUAACAUCGUUUAUUUCAACCACUUUUUAGUUUCCAUCUGUGCACUCCUUGUUUAUUUAUAUUCUGCAGUUGAUGUCUAUGCCAUUCUUGGCAUUUAAUCAUCAUGCGUGUCUUUUAAAUUCCAGAAUAAGUAUACGAGUCUUCCUAAAACAUGGGAUCUCAUAUGAACUAUAGAAAAGGAGUGUGAAACUAUAUGUGAACCAAAGCUAAAUCCAUUCUACACCGUUCCUAUACAAGGAAUAGAAAUGCAUUUCCAUGGUUGACUGCCAUUGUCUCAUUUACCGUUCCUUUCACUUAUAGUGAGAGAAUUGCUUGUUAAUGGAUAAUUCUUGUCUGAUGAAAAUGUCUGCAAUGGGAAAUUGUUUGAUUGGUGCUGGUCUUUGUUUUUAAUGUAUAGCAUACAUGUAUGUUUUAGCCAGAAGCAGCCAUUGCAACGCUUUUCAGCAUGUAUGUUUCCAUUUAAGUUGUGGCACUCACCUUUGCUGAUUGCAUUCCAUUGGUUUGUGUCUGAUUUAUUGCUUGUGUACAAUAUUCAUGUCACAUGGGAGUGAAAGUUGCCAUUCAUUAAAGUAUGAUAUUGUAAAAAAAAAAGGGGGGUAUGGGGUCCUCUCAUGCACUGACGUCUGAAAUAAAGUAUUCAGAUUCUUACAGUACAAACACUACGCUGCAUAGACUAAGACUUAGACUAAGAGUACUCCGAUGUUAACAGCUGAGGUUAUUCCAUUAGAGUAUGUUUAAGAUUGUAAUCUUUAAUAACAGACCCCUUCUGUUGUUUCCCUAAAAUGAUAGAACAAUUGAAAGAUGCUGUCAUACUGAAAACUAUUACCCAUAAACAAGGCUAACCUAGCCAAGGAUUUUGAUGUUAUUUAUUUAAUUUAUUGCUGGCUGACCUAUCAGUUGCUUGCGUGCACUGAAAAUAUAUUCUCUGUUUCAUAGCGAUGUGUAGAUUUGGAACAGAAGAGCAUUCUACAAGGAUUAUUGCAUGUGUGCUGUAGAAUCUUUAACCCUUUAUAUGACGGGGCCCAUCUAACCACAUGAGGUUUACUGUGAAUCAAAAUGGAACUGAUGAAUGUACGUUAUCACUGGGUUGCCGGUGUUGUAGUUGCGGUGACACAUAAAUGCUUAAAAAAAAGUCAUUUUAGCAGGACAGAUUUACUAAAGGUUGAAUCUUUUACUUGUUCAAGUGGAGUUUUUUCCCCUUUAAUGCAUUUUCCCCUUUAAUCACUUUAAUGCAUUUUAAAAGGAAAAAUACCAGUGUAAGGCCAAUAGGUUCUUUGUCACACCAGUAGUAUGUGGGGUCUGGGUACACAUGCCCCAGACCUAUAGCAAAAGGUGGAGGUAUUCAACCAAAACAGAAGAAGUAAAUUAAUACAUAGCCUUACGCGUUUCGUGGCACUCAUUCAUAGGUAAUUAUUUUAAACCCAUAUAUGAAAAGUCAAGCUCCAUGCAAACUGUUUUUUUGUUUUGUUUUUUUAACAAAAACGCAUGCUUUUGCAACUUUUUCUCAAAGUGUUCAGCAGCUCAGAGGAGAGACCACGGGUGAUAGGAAAGCAUUGCAACAGAAUAUUUGUAUUAGGUU
Messenger RNA from Xenopus laevis (African clawed frog), 3365 nucleotides. It is a transcript of the gene zdhhc7.L, whose product is annotated as zinc finger DHHC-type containing 7 L homeolog. The transcript has 8 exons. Gene Ontology annotation, cellular component: membrane. The record is from RefSeq and is a predicted model, not a curated record. Gene Ontology annotation, molecular function: palmitoyltransferase activity; protein-cysteine S-palmitoyltransferase activity; acyltransferase activity. Bases 267 to 1181 code for a protein of 304 amino acids. NCBI's taxonomy places the organism in Eukaryota, Metazoa, Chordata, Amphibia, Anura, Pipidae.